ACGCGCGGCGUUGCGGAAGUGACGUAGCCGCGGUGACCUUCAGCGGCGGCGUGCGGGUGUCGGGCCAGGCCGUGCCGCUCCCUCCGCUUCCCUCGGGGCUGCCUCCGCUUCCCGCCGCCAUGCCCAGGGGCAACCGCAGCCGCACGUCCCGCGUGCCGCCCCCCGCCAGCCGGGCACCCCCCAGGAGAGCCGCGUCUCCAGCCCCGGCUCCUCGGGCCUCUGUCCCCGCAGCGGCUCCGCCUUCCGCCGUGGCGGCGCCGGCCCCGAAGCAGCCGGGGCUGAUGGCCCAGAUGGCCACAACCGCUGCCGGCGUGGCCGUGGGCUCGGCCGUGGGGCACACCAUCGGCCACGCCAUCACCGGAGGAUUCAGUGGAGGGGGCAGCUCCGAGGCUGCCAGGCCUGAUGUCACCUACCAGGAGCCCCAGGCAGCUCAGGCUGCCCAGCAGCAGCAGCAAGGUCCUUGCCAGUAUGAGAUGAAACAAUUCCUGGAGUGUGCCCAGAAGCAGACUGACCUCAAGCUGUGCGAGGGCUUCAGUGAGGUGCUCAAGCAGUGCAGGAUUUCCAAUGGUUUGGCCUAAGCUUGUACAAGGAGGCUGCUGAAGAUCAUCUUGCAAGAACUGGCCUGUGAAUGAAAAACAAAAAGCUUCAGUAAUAAAGUUUAAAGCUGUCUGGUAUCUUGUUAGUUCAUAUAUUCACACUGUCAUCUCUGUGGCUUGACUUCUGCCAUAGCUGCCUCUGAUGUGAUCCAACCUCACAGCCGCAAUUUAAUUUAGCACAAAAUGGAAGAGUUGAAUAGUAAAGCAGAAUGAGCUAACGUGGGUUUUACUGGGUUUGCUGAUUGUUGUGUUGAAUGUAUGUAAUGUCUAUAAAUAAACUUCUCUCUCUAGAA
This is a messenger RNA of Passer domesticus (house sparrow), 889 nucleotides long. RefSeq names its product coiled-coil-helix-coiled-coil-helix domain containing 2 (gene CHCHD2). Gene Ontology annotation, molecular function: sequence-specific DNA binding. The coding region runs from base 120 to 578 and encodes 152 amino acids. Gene Ontology annotation, cellular component: nucleus; mitochondrion. Gene Ontology annotation, biological process: positive regulation of transcription by RNA polymerase II; mitochondrion organization. The transcript is spliced from 4 exons. Lineage: Eukaryota; Metazoa; Chordata; Aves; Passeriformes; Passeridae. The record is from RefSeq and is a predicted model, not a curated record.